AUGCGAGACCCACACUGGUCUCAAGAAGCAGAUAGCUCUCCAAGUCUACGCCGCCAUCUCGGUCGCAUUGCGGCCCAGAUCAAGGCACUUGCAAACACAAAUAGCUGUGACCACUUCUGCGGCACUUACGAGGACCUGCAAUUCUGUUACCGGGCGAGCGCUAUCGGCCGCUACUGUGAUACUAAUCUCGAGGUGGAAACCAUUCAAGGCUCCCUUAAAAAGUUCUUGGAGGAUCCGGAAAUUCAGAUAUGUGAUACACAAUGUAUUCGCAUGAAUGACGGCGGUACUUGGAAUGGGUGGUUGAAACUGGGGCUCACGGAUAAUUGGGACAAGGAAUUGUACUGUGGUCCGGAAAUCCCCAAGGAAAAGUUCAAGCAGGCGAAAUGUUUCUCGGCUGUUAACAAGGGUCUUUGA
Molecule: messenger RNA, 414 nt
Organism: Aspergillus alliaceus
Lineage: Eukaryota; Fungi; Ascomycota; Eurotiomycetes; Eurotiales; Aspergillaceae
Exons: 2
Coding region: 1-414 (137 amino acids)
Source: RefSeq, a predicted model, not a curated record